CACUUCGACGCUUGGCACACAGAGCCGCGGCGGAGAGCCCGAAUAAUGAACGUCAUUUGGAUCACGGCGACCCUCCUGUCCCGCGGUCUGCUGGCCGUCGCCGAAACGGAAAAAUGUCCAGACAUGCCCAUCCAUCGCAUCACCCCCGGGGCCAACGUGUCCGUGAGAUGUCCGAACACGACGGGGGCAGAGGUGAAGUUCGAGCUGUGGAAGGACAAGUGUAAGGUCGGCUCCGUCACGAGGAAGCAGAACCAGACCGAGACGGAGGGCGCGGUGGACUUCCGGGACCAGGACCAGAACACGACCGCGCGAUUCGUCCUCUCGCAGGUGGACCGGAACAGCACGGGAAUCUUCGCCUGUAACGCCGAGAGGCUCUACCCUCCCCCUUACUUGAAGUCUCCAGGAGUAGAAAACAUGGUCGUUGUUAACGAGCUGCCACAGGUCAGGGCGUGCCCGCUGGAAAAACCCACCGAGGCGUGGAUAUGGGCGGCACUGGGUGUGGCUGCAGCCUACAGUCUAAUCAUGACGGGCAUCGCUGUGGGAUUGUGGCACUACCUGAAGAACAAACAGAACAUCCAGCAUGACUAUAUGAACAUGAAGCCCAAAGCGGUGAGGAAAAAGCAGGGAGUGCAACAUCCUGUCAGGACAGGCAGGUACUGAGAGCAUUGUGGGAAACGAGGACUCCACACCAUGAGCAAAUUCACCAAUGAACUGUAUAAGAAUGGGAAUCCACAUACCGCACAAGAGCCAUGGAUAUCUACACUGCACAAUGAAUGUACAGGCAGUCUUUACUUCUGUGUUAACCUGACCAGUAAUGCUGGCCAUCGUACUUUUUUUUUUUUUUGAUAUCAUGUUCAGUCCAUCCUGAUUUAAAAGAAUUAAAAACAGCAUUAUAGGGAUCGUUAUCUUAGAUUCCAAUGAGGCAGGGUAUAGUGCCUUUUUGUUAUUUGUUUUGGAAUUUGUUGUAGAACUGAUCUACAAUUUGAAUAUAAGAAUUUUCAGAAUUUAUUAUGCAAAAAAUUAAAUGAGCGACUGAAAGCUAUUGCAAUUAAUUAGGUGAUCUCCCAACUGGCUUCAACUUCACACGGGAAAGAGAUAUUAUUAGAUUUUGUAUAAAUAGGGUUGGUUAAAUAGUUAAGCUCCCUAGAAAUCGUUGGAAUCUUUGAUCAUACUCUAGAUUCUGUUAAAACAGCUGGCAAAUUAAGCUAAACUCUACUACAAAGUUCUAUGGACUGUGGCUGGUUUGGUCACCACAGUAAACAAAAAAAAUGUGGAGACUAAAGAAAAAGUGAAAAAUGGGAAUGGGGAUAUGGGGAUACUGCAGGAGUUCCAGAUCAUAUGGCUUUUGAAGAGACAUGUAAGCCUUCACAUUGCUUUUUUGUAAUUACACAGGCUGUGUGAGGUUGAUUGCACUAAUUCACACCAUUUUAUUACGGAACAUUUGCCAAGAGAUGCUCGCCAAAGACGCUUGCACAUUAUUCAGUGCUCUCAGAAGCGACUGCAUGAACGUGCGCUUGGCGCUGCACAGAUGAAUUUGUUUUUCUGUUAACACCAAGCAGAUUUUAUGCAGUCAGUUCUGAGCGCACUGAAUAAUGUGCUAGAACUAUAAAUCGUCGAAACACAGGAAUUCAACGGCUCAGUGAAUUAAUUACUUGUAUUAGCAGAACAAAAUAUUUUGUUAGUAUUUGCGUGACUGGUUUAUUAACCAUUAGUUAAAUGAUUCUCUGUUGUUAGUAUUAAUAUUCAAAUGAUAUUGUUCUCUACUUAGCAGUAGCAGUGUGUGUGUGUGCGUGCAUGCAUGUGUGUGUGUAGGUGUGUGUGUGUGUGUGAGUGUAACAAAGUUUUUUUAUAUACAGUAAGUCCUUUCAUCUAAAAUGGAUCUCAAUAUCAAAUUUUACAAUGUGAAUAUUUUUCCUGAUAUCAGACUAUAAAUUGAUUAAAGAAUUUUAAAAUAUAUAUAUAUA
Molecule: messenger RNA, 1964 nt
Organism: Anguilla anguilla (European eel)
Lineage: Eukaryota; Metazoa; Chordata; Actinopteri; Anguilliformes; Anguillidae
Exons: 5
Coding region: 46-660 (204 amino acids)
Biological process (GO): regulation of T cell proliferation; T cell receptor signaling pathway
Cellular component (GO): external side of plasma membrane
Source: RefSeq, a predicted model, not a curated record